AUGAAAUGUCUCCCUGCCAACAAACUACCCGUCGCACACGGUAACAUCCUCCACGACUGGCACGCCGAGGUCAUCGCCAUUCGAGCCUUCAACCGUUACCUCUUGGACGAAUGUACUCUCAUAUCAACGCCACCUUAUCCAACGUCCGGCCUUCUUCGAAAAGUAUCACCUGACGAACAAACCAGAGACCUACAGCAGCCUUUCACAAUCCGAGAAGAUGUAUCCCUUCAUAUGUACUGCUCUGAAGCACCCUGUGGAGACGCAAGCAUGGAGCUUACUAUGGCUGCGCAAGAAGAUGCAACGCCGUGGACCAGUACGCCGCCAACUCUUUCCUCCACACCACAUUCCGGUGAUGAAGGAGAGGCUUCAGCACUCCGAGGGCGAUCCAACUUCUCUCUUUUGGGCGUCGUUCGCGCGAAGCCUUCGCGACCAGACGCGCCGCCUACGCUGAGCAAAUCCUGCACAGACAAGCUUGCAGUGAAACAAGCCACCUCCUUGCUCUCAUCAACAUCAUCUCUAUUCGUUAGUCCCCAGAACGCUUACCUGGAAACCUUGGUGCUGCCAGACUCCCAGUAUAUACCACAAGCAUGUGAACGCGCCUUCUCUUCGUCCGGUCGCCUCAGGUGUCUUGACUCGAAUGAGUGGAAAGGCGGCUACCGCUUCCAGCCCUUCACCAUCCUUCCCACAGAUCGAGAGUUCACUUGGUCACGCCGCGCACUAUCCGCUACCGAAAAAGCGGUGCCUAGUAACAUAUCUGCGGUGUGGACACCGACUUGGCAGGAGACUCUGAUUGGCGGCGUAAUGCAGGGCCGGAAGCAAUUAGACCCUCGAGGAGCAAGUAAGAUAUGCCGAAGGGGAUUGUGGCUAGAAGGCCUGCGCUUGGCGGGAGUACUAUGUGGAACAGUGGUGACGAGUGGGGCACUGCGCAAGAGGAAGUAUGCGGAGAUGAAAGGAUCUGAAGAGCUCAUCGAGAGGACCAGGGCUAAAGAAGACAUACGCAAAGCCUUGAAGGGAUGGGUAAGAAACACUGGUGACGACGACUUCUCCAUCGAACCCUCACUAUCAACACCCUAG
Molecule: messenger RNA, 1074 nt
Organism: Alternaria arborescens
Lineage: Eukaryota; Fungi; Ascomycota; Dothideomycetes; Pleosporales; Pleosporaceae
Exons: 1
Coding region: 1-1074 (357 amino acids)
Biological process (GO): tRNA wobble adenosine to inosine editing
Molecular function (GO): RNA binding; tRNA-specific adenosine-37 deaminase activity
Source: RefSeq, a predicted model, not a curated record